Molecule: messenger RNA, 7521 nt
Organism: Mizuhopecten yessoensis (Yesso scallop)
Lineage: Eukaryota; Metazoa; Mollusca; Bivalvia; Pectinida; Pectinidae
Product: nuclear factor related to kappa-B-binding protein-like
Exons: 25
Coding region: 171-4262 (1363 amino acids)
Cellular component (GO): Ino80 complex
Molecular function (GO): protease binding
Source: RefSeq, a predicted model, not a curated record
GAAGGGUAUGAUGGCUAUCUAAACUUCCGGUUUUAUUUUGUUAUUCAAGGCUGUUCAACAUUUUCAAUUACUAUCAUGUGGAAAAUGACUUUCUAGCCACAAAACCCUGUUAUUUUUCAAAUAAUUUGAUUGCAGUGUUUCAGUGAAUGGAAACAUAAGUUGUGCAGCGAAUGUCUUCAGACGAGGGAGUACCAUGGGGACUCCCAGUAUCCAAGCCUGGCACCAAGCUGGAGCGAUGUCUGCUAGGCAGACGAGAAAUGCUCUUACCAGAGGCAAUGAUAGAACAGUCCCACGUCUUCAAUGAUGUAGUAAGUAGGGAGACUUGGCAGAACCAGCUGACCAGUGAACAACGGGCACAUCUGCUGACUUUCCUGCCAAGCUUUCCAGAGAAUGACAAGAAGGGGAAAGAAGAAACGCUUGAAGAUCUUUUUGAGGGCGAUAACUUCAAGUUUGGAAAUCCAUUGAAAGACUUCCAUACCAAGCUGAGAGAUGGAUUUUACUCUCCAGACAUAGCCAAGUACACCAACUUAUGUCGAACGGUCAAAUACAGGGAGUAUAAACAUCGACAGCAAACAUACUACUCGAACUUACUCAAGGAAAUCCUUCUCUCGAGACAGAAAGUUUUUGAACAAAUGAAGAAGAUUCCACCAGACGGCCAUGUGACGAUGGAAUACAGCCCUCCCCCACCACCACUCAGGGAACGCACUAUAGAGCACAAAGUCAGGAAAAAAUAUGUCAGGCUGAUGAAUGAGGUGCGGGAGGAGUGCGGUGUGGAGGACACAUCGUCAGAGGAAGACGAGCAUGAUAGUCCUGCCCAGAGAGGUAAAAAGCAAUUGUUUAAAUCCUUGUGUCCCAUUCCUUCACCUGAACCUACCAUCCCAAGCGUGGUUGCCACCUUUUCUGCCAAGCCUACAGUCAAUGGAGAUGUAACAGGAGAAGUUACGCCGCAGUCGAAACGGCAACGGCCAUUCAGUCCUGUUGAAAUAUCAGAAGAAGAUUAUUUACUAAUGUUAAAAAAUCAUAAAAAGAAAAAGCUGGAAUCUGAGGAUCUUAACUUACAGGAGUACCCAGAACUGAAUACACAGAACAUCACUAUGCAAGACAUUAUGGCACGGUGUCAGGCCAGCAGGAAAACACCCAAGACACAACCCACUCCUGAAAAUUCAUCGUUAUCAUUAGCCAAGAAGAAAAAGAUCAGAUUAAAAGAGAAAUCAGACAGAAAGCUGAAGAAAGUUUUGAAGAUGAAACAGGAAAAUGUGAAAAUAAAGACAGAGCCGGGAUAUAAUGAGGACGGGUCAGCCUUGGGGAUGAAUGAUAGCUUUCUCAAGGGCGAGGAUGAGGGGGUCCCAGACUUCCCUCUUCCAGAAACGUGUCCUCCCCGGCUUUCCUUCGGUCAGCACAACAACUUCUUUAGUCUCAUCAAGGAUCUACUCAACGAGUUCCAGGACGGCAAGUUUACCACUGCCAAUCUGGAGGAGAAAGUCCGAGAAUGGCAGGAGGCUCCGACAAGUUCCCUCAACAACUGGUUUAAUCAACAGACAAACUGGGUGGACAUUGUCAUGUCUGCACUCAAGUUCUUGGCAGGGGACCUCAUAGGCGCUACACCAGACAACUUUGUCCCUUUCGUGGACUACAAGGAGCGAGCCCAGCAGUGGCGUUGGAUUGGAGUUGGUCGCGACUCGGAUGAAACUCUCCUGGAACUUUUCAAACUCUGGAAGUCAAACCGGAAGGAUUCAUCAACUGAACUCAACGACAGUGGUCAAGGAUCACCUCCGCCUCCUCGAAGUUGGACUUCGUUCGUGGUGCGAGCCACAUCAGAGGAGGAAAAGAACACGUUUAGAGAACAGGAAAAGAGACGAUUUGAGAACCCUCACAAAGCCUUUACAUAUAAAAUGCAUGGCUACGAGUCUGUGGUAGGACCUGUGAAGGGGGUCUACAGCAAGGAGAACGCCAUGAACAAAGCCAGGGAGCAUGCAUUGUUAAUCUCUAACAGGCCUUCCUUUGUCACCAUCCUCACUCUGGUUCGAGAUGCUGCUGCCCGAUUACCAAAUGGAGAAGGAACGCGUGGUGACAUUUGUGAGCUGCUGAAAGAUUCUCAGUUCUUAGCGCCUGGUGUAUCAGAUGCUCAGAUCAAUGUGGUGGUGAGUGGGGCUCUGGACAGACUCCACUCGGAGAAGGACCCCUGUGUCAAGUACGACGUCAACAGGAAGCUCUGGAUCUACCUCCACCGGAGCCGUGCAGAGGAUGAGUUUGAACGGAUUCACCAAGCACAUGCUGCGGCCCAAAAAGCCAGGAAAUCACUCCAGAAGCCCAAAGCUCAGAAAACACAAAAAGUGAAGGAGUUGACCAGCCAGACUCCAUCAACCCCCAGCCUGACCUCAGCCAGUAGUCCACGCCUCACUCAGUCCCUCAGUGCCAGUACAGAAAGUUUAAAUGCUCUAGACAGCAGUCAAACACCCUCCAGCCCUGUGGUUACAGGCAGUCCUACACCAAAGGGUACUCCAAGCAGCCCCGUGGUGGGACAGGUGAGUCCCCGAGCCGUAGGGAGUCCUCGGGCGACCUCCUCCCUGGUCACCGCCAUGAACAAGUCUGGGACUACAGCCAACCUCCUGUCUAGUGGGAGUGGCCUGCCAGCCAUGACCGGUGCCACAAUCAGGUUCCAGAUACAGCAGUUACAGCAGCAACAGCAGCAACAACAGCAGCAGUUACAGCAGGCAGGCAGCCUUCCUGGGACACCUACUAAAGGUUUGUCGCCAGGAAGCCACAGGUCGCCAUCUGUUAGUGUUUCUACAGCCUUACAACAGUCGCAGCCUGAUACACCGACUGGAGUCUCAAAGACGCUAAAUCUGCACAAUGUUCGAGCAUUGAUGGGCUCAAACCCCCAGGGCAGCUCUGCCUUGGCCCAGAAUUUGGGACAACAGAUCUGCCCAGAGCUCCUCUUGCACGGGUCACGGGGUGGGACUCCUAGUCACUCUCCAGCCCACACCCCUACCCAUUCCCAAACCCCAACCUUGGUCACCAAAAAGACCUCAACAGUAGCCACGACUGCCUCUGGACUCCAGACUAUGAUCGAUGCAAGCAAUGUCACAUCAACAGUGCCAUCCACUGGUGUUGGGGCACCUCUAGUGGCACGCCUCGUAGCCGGAAACCAGAUGGUUUCUGUCAGUAACUUGUUAGCGGCACAGAGGGCUCAAGCCCAAUCUCCUCGGAGUACUACCAUUAAAAUACAAGGCAGCAACAUGGUACACCAGGUAGCAGGAGGAAAACCUGUCCAGUUUACAGGAAAACCCCGAGGUCAGCUGGUGCAGAUAGGAGGCAAAGGUCAACAGCAGAUCCAGGGUCUGUUACAGACCCAGCAGGGGGCACUUCCAACCAUCAGCAUAAUAUCACAGGGCAGUGGAGGAGGGGUGAUGACCCUCGCCCAGCCCCGGACACCCACAGCUACCUCAGAGUCAUCAAUGGGAAGCCCUGCGACACACACGGUCACCACAAACUCACGCCUUACCAACCCCUCAGUGGUCAACACAGCCACACCUGUUGGCUCUCAGGCCAUGGUCCAGAUGGUCAGUCAGCCUAAAGUGGUCACUCCAGGGCAGGGCGGGAUUGUGGUUACUCAACUUCCCCAUGGCAGCAUCACUCUGCGUCCUGGGGCCAUGCCGGCAUCCUCACAGGCCAAGGUGGUCACUGCAGGUCAAGCUGGCCUCUUACCUCAGUUUAUAGUCCAGCAGUCGUCCGGAGGACUGACCAGUAACAAUGCAACAAUCACACAGAGUUUUUCCGGUGGGAAGCCACUCCAGAUCAUGAGUGGGGCAAGUCCGAAGCAAGGUCAGAACAUCCAGGUGGUGCGGACAGUGCUGGGCCAGCAGGGCGGACUCAAGCCUGGCCAGGCGACCAUCCUCAUCUCACAGCCCCAGAUCCCUGAUGGUCAGGCCACCCAGGCCACCGUGCUGCCCUCCGGACAGAUCAUACCCAACCCAGCCAAGGCUCAGGGCAAGGGUUCACAGAAGGGCAAGGGUCAAACGGGUGCUGUGUAUGCCCGUAUAAUAGCCCCUCCUCCUGGGCUGAAACUGGCUGGAGGACAGGGUAUUCCUGCCCAGGGUGUGGGAAUGUUGCAGACUGUUAACAAAUUAAACAUGGUUCAGGCGGCAGGUCGGGGGGCUGUUUCUAUGACACACGUCGGGGACUCCAGUCCACGCAUAUUGGCAGCUACUGCCUUAUCUACUAGCUCAACUGAAGUGCCCAACUCUGACGCCAAGUCAUGACACAGAUGAUUGUGUGUAGUCUGUUCAGUGUUCACCUUCUCAUCAUUAUUAGUUCAGUUUUAGAUUCACGUCUUUCUGUCAAUCAUGGAAUAUAUUAUUUAAAAUUUGUCCUAUUAUAUGCUGAAGGCAAUUAUUAGAAAGUUAUUACUAAUCAUGGUAUACAUUUUCUGAUGUUCCUGUAACCUUUGCAGCCCAUGAAUGCACACAGCAUAAUCAGUGUUGUAGCUAAUACAGUCAGGCAAAGAACACUUAGUGGGAGUAUUUUUCUCCAAAACUGAAGAGGUAUUCGCAUAUGAAAUUGACAUUUUUCAGAUGUAAAGGGAAGUAUUACAGAUAUUCAGUGAAAAAGCAGAAUUUUUUCUAGUUAUCAGGUACAUAAUGAGUUUAAUAUAAACAAGGUUUCAUUUUUUGUUUUUUCUAAUAUUUUGUGUAUUGUAAAACAAGUUCACAUCUAGGACAUAGAUUAUUAAGACUUUUGUGUUCACUUUCAGAAAGUGAAUGGUGCCUAAAGUAAAUGUAUCAUUAGUUGUUAUGAAACUUUGACAAAGUAAAAAUAACUCCUUCACCGAAAAUUCCUGGCCAUUUUAAUCGCACCUAAUUUCUAGCUGCCUUCACCUGAAUGCUUUAAUAGUUUAUUACUUGAUGUUCAAGGCCACGUCUGAUAAUAUUUGAAACUACCCAUCGGCAAUAAGUUCUACAAUACACACAAAAUCAAUUUCUUUUUUAAAUCUGCCUACUGAAAACGAAAUUAUUGGAAACAUACAAGUUUAGAUGAUAUUUUUUGUGUUUUCUCUUGACAUAAUGUAUUCUUAUUAAUUGAAUAAUCUAUAAUGAACACAUUAAAUUAUCGCAUUUCAAAUGCUUGGACCAGUUAGGAGACAAGAGUUGGCCAAAAUUUGAUUUUUUGGAAAACUGGCAAAGACCUCGAAGGCCUGCCUUGGCCAAGCUUUACAGGGUACAUGUACAAGCAGUCAUUCUGCAAAAACAAAACAAAAUCCUUCAUGCCUAUCAAUUAAUCUUCAAGUUUUUUUGUUGAUAUUAUUGAAAAUGAAAUACAUUGUACAUAUACUAUUGUAAACCUGGUUAUUCUACCACAGUUUCAAAUUUUAACGGAUUAGCUCCUUGAUGGAUCGGAGCGCUCAAAAUAUACAAAACCCUGCAUAGCAUCAUCGAAAUUGAGCAAAGUAAUUAAUGGCAAAAAAGUGCCUGAUUAAGAUCACUGCUAUAGUAUGUAUGUUUACAUUGUGUGAAUUCAUUUACAGUUUACACAGGCGGGAAAAAGUAAAAUAUUCUUGAGAAUAAAAAAAACUCAUUGGUGUAUCAGAUCAAUAUUUUGAUGGGCUGAUUGAACUAAUGGUUCAAAAAAUAAAUUGCGAUUUGAUACAAAUUGUGAUACAUUUAUUAAUUUUUAAGAUACAUCUGGCUUGGAGGGGGCCAUUAAAAUCCUUAAAACACUAUUUACAUAUAUAAUACUAUAUAUUUAGAAAUGUACUACAGCUGUAUGACAUUUUACGGAAGGAAGAGUUCUCUAAUAGGUCUGGGGAGGAACAUUUAGUAUGGGAACAACAUUGUCUUCUGAGAACUGCUUCAAAGGUACAUGGCCGUAUCCAAUCAUGAUCCUUCAAAUUAUUGAUGUACUAAUAUUAUAUAUUACGUACAUGGAAUACAAAUGCAUCUACGGUAUAGUGCUUUCUUUACCAUAUUUAUGCAAAGUGAUAUUUUUAUAUUGUAAAUGUGUUCUUGUACUGAGUAGACAAUCACAUCUAGACUAUUGAGUGUAUGUUCUUUGUACCCUGAUAUGUUGGGUUCCUUGUAAUUUUUGGUUCAAACAGUCAUGUACAAUAUUAUUCUGGAGUUGAUCAUUGAAAAAACUAACUACUAAAUUGAAACGAUUUUAAAAUGGGAUUGUUCAUAAAUUGGAUGGUUUAGUGUUGAUAGAACAAGAUUGUUAGGGUAUGUUGUGAAACUAUAUAGACCCGAUUCCAGCAUCCCAAUGACAGAAUCUAAAAUGGGUAUAGGUAAUCUCUCUUGGAUAGCAAUUCUGGUCAAAAAUAAAAAAAAAAAAAGUCAAAUUUGAUGUCUAGACAUAUUAAAUAUUUAGUUUGUGCUGUACUUAAUUGUUGUUACAAAUAUGUAUUUAAAUAUUGAAAUUUGAACAAUACACACAUCAGUAGUAUUGUAUGUUUAUAUAGAGUUACAGUCUUACUUCAACAACGUCACAGACUUUAUGACAAAAAUACAUGUUCAGAAAGAUGACCCUUUUUUUUUUUUUUUUUUAUUAUUUUGUGCAUCUAUUUCAAUUUUCUUUUUCCUGGAUAAAAAAAGGAUUGGACUUAAUUUUAAGUUAGCUCAGGCGAUAAUUUACAAUUCACUUGUCACAUUUAUAACAACGGUGAACACUAUUGUUGCUAAAUUUAUCUGACUACUAGUUCAAAGUCAAUAACACAUUAGUAAAAUGGGGGUCACAUUUUCAAAAUAAGCACUGUUGGAAAAUAUAACAGCAUUAUUUACACAUUUUGUAGAAAGGCGUCUUGACAAAUGUAGUAUAUUCUAGGUGUUUUUUGUGUGUGUAUAAUGUAGACACCAAAGCUUAUUUUUAAAUUCUUUCCUCUUUGCCUACAGUCCAUUGUUCAAAUAUGCCAUAUAUGGUAUAACCAGAUACAGGCAAUACUCUCUGCUGUUGAUUACAAAAUACAUGUCAUUUUAUAAGUACUCUGAAUCUCCCCUUUUCUCCAUACAAAUUGUGUAAUUUAAAAGUUUGACUGGAAAAUUUCACCUGUUUAACACAUUUUAUUUUGGCUUCAUUACUUCUAGAUUGAUUAAAUAAAAUUAACAAAAUCCAUUUUCAUUUAUAAAAAUAUGUGGGGUAAUGAGGAGAUUUAUUAGUUGGCAUGCAUAUCCCUUCCCCUAAAGCAUUGAUGUUUUGAUUUUUUGUAAAAGCAUUGAUGUUUUGAUUUUUUGUAAAGUUAUACCUUUCACUGUAUUAGAGCACAUCUAUGAUUGUAAAAAAAUAGUUUAAGGGGGGUUCAUUAUGCUGUCAGACUUGUAGGCUGGCAAAUAGGAAGACAGAUACCAAGUCAAAAGAAUAAUUCAAUCUUUCUGACAAAACGAAAGUGAAAGGUUGUAUUACCUUUUUAACAUCCAACCACACAAAAUAAUACAAAUUAAAAAGUAACCCAGUCACAGUAAGUAUUUUGUUUCGUACCAUGUGAAACUAAGAAUAAUUAGUGAAACAAAGUUUGAGAAAUUUAGCCCAGAA